Molecule: messenger RNA, 4057 nt
Organism: Hemibagrus wyckioides
Lineage: Eukaryota; Metazoa; Chordata; Actinopteri; Siluriformes; Bagridae
Product: cilia- and flagella-associated protein 57-like
Exons: 23
Coding region: 13-3765 (1250 amino acids)
Molecular function (GO): protein binding
Source: RefSeq, a predicted model, not a curated record
ACAAAAAAUAAAAUGACUUCUAAAAGAAGCUUACAAGGCAUUAAGCCUUGCCACGUUUUAGGUGUGAGCAAAGGCGUAAGAAACAACCUGCUGUUUCAGGAUGAGGAAACUCUGAUUUUUCCAGGUGGAAACCAUUGUGUCAGUUACAACAUCCCUCAGCAACACCAAGAGUUUCUUUACAGUGCAGCGAAAAGCAAGAGCUUGCGGGCCCUGGCUUUUAGCCCUGAUCGGCGCUACCUGGCCGUGUCGGAGUGUGGUAAAUGGGCCUCCAUUACCAUCCUUGACCUGAAGGACAAGAAACACUCCAAGAAAAAAGUUCUGAAGGGCAGCGACUAUGGCGUGCAGGAGUUUGUCUGCAUGGCAUUUUCGGCUGACUCGGAGUACCUGCUAGGCCAGGCUGGGGGACCCUCAUGGACCCUCUACUGCUGGCAGUGGAAGAAAAAGGAGCUCAUCGCGUCUGUGCAGAUCAAGACACCAGGCGAUAUCAUUCAGGUCAGCUUUAACCCCCAGGAUAUGAAACAGGUUUGCGUCACCGGAAAGGGAGUUUUCAGGAUCUAUGAAUUCAGGAGGGGCGCCCUGAAAAUGGCGGACUCAUAUAAGGUGGAGAAGAUGAACAUCCUGUGCCACACGUGGAUGUCUAGCGACUCCAUUAUUGCAGGAACUGAGGCAGGGCAACUGCUAAUUUUGAAAUCCAAACGCCUGCAAAGGAUGGGGAAAGCAUGUGAGAGACAAACGGAUUCAUCUUCAUCUCCGACAGCUAUACCACAGACAGCUAUCACUGCCAUCUUGCCCUACUCUGACGGCUUCAUCUGUUCAGAUGGGCUGGGAGUAGUUAGCCUGUAUGAGAAGAUCCCGGAUAAAGACAACUACAGGAAGACAGUGACAUUAAGAAUUCCUGUGGACCCAUGCAGCAACAAGCCACUUCAGGCGAUUACCUCGAUGUGCAUUAGUCCAUCAGAGGAGGCGCUGGCCAUUAGCACAGACCAAGGCCAGCUCUACCACAUCAGCCUCAAUUCAGAGGAGCUUAUUAAGAAUAAGAAGACCCAGUUCAUGCACCUGUCUCAGUCUUUUCACUCGGGGAGCAUCACAGGUCUGUCCGUAUGUGCGACGAAACCCCUCAUGGCCACCUGCUCCAAUGACCGCACCAUACACAUCUGGAACUACCAUAAAAAGUCUCUGGUGCAGUUCAAGCAGUUUGAGGAAGAGCCGCUCAGCGUCUCGAUUCACCCGAACGGCCUUUUCGUCCUGGUGGGCUUCUCCACAGAAGUCCACCUCAUGAAAAUUUAUUAUGACGACCUGCACACUGCCCAGACGUUCCCCAUAAGCAACUGCACCGAGUGUGUGUUCAACCACAAUGGUAACAAGUUCGCCGCCAUCAUUGGAAAAAUGAUCCACGUUUAUGACAUCAGAACACAGAAAAAACUGGACCUGAGCGGUCAUCAUCAGCAAGUGCAGUCUUUGAAGUGGAGCGACGAUGACCGUCGCUUGGUGUCAUGUGGGAUGGACGGCACUGUAUUUGUGUGGGACGUUCUGACCGGCAAUGCGGUGAUUAGGAACGAGACAGCGUCUUGCUUCGCAGAUGUGGCAUUCUCGCCUAACACCGGGAGCGUCCUCGCCGUAGGCCGCAGCCAUCUUCAGGAGAUCAGUGAUGAAGGGGUCCUAUAUGAAAUGGCCUCAGAUGGUGGGGAAUACACGGCUGUCUCCAUGACUCGUUCGGGCAGAACAGUCUUCAUUGGCACCUCAGCUGGUACUGUCAGGGUCAUCGAUUACCCUUUUGAUAAAGAGAAGACCUGGAAAGAAUAUCAGGCCCAUUCUGGUCCCAUCACCAAAAUGGUCGUCACACCUGGUGAUCAGUACCUGCUGACUGCCUCUAAGGACGGCUGCCUUUUCGUCUGGUCGAUUAUUGACCAGAAUGGACAGACCAUUGAGAAGGUCAAAGAAUUAGACUACACUGGCGUGGUCUUAUGUGAAAAGGAAUUCCUGGAUAAACAGGUAAAUAUGACCAAUGAUACAGAUGAGAUGAUAAAUAAGCUCAUGUUACAUCUUGAGCGGCUGGAGGUGGAGCAGGAGAUCGCAAUGACCAUGAUGGAAAUAGACUUCAGUGAGAAAAUGCACACAGUUUUGCUGCCUUUCCAGGAGAAGAUCACAUCUCUGAAAGAGAAAAUCCAGAAACUGGGUGCUGUGAAGGACGCUGAAAAGAUCUCUUACAUGAAGGAGCUGACCAAGCUGAAGGAGAAUUUUGUCAAGGAGAUGAACGACCAAAAAUUCUUUCUCGAUGAGGGGCCCCGUGUGGAAUUUGAGAGGUCCAAAGAGUUCAAGCAGAAAAUGAAACUGAUGAAGGAGAGUUUUGAGUACAAGCUGCAGAAAGCUGAGGAGAACCACCGCUGUAUCCUGGAGGAGGACACACAGGCCUAUGAAGUCAAGGUGCAGGAGCUAGAGGCAGAGUUGGAGCAGAAGAUUAAGACCUUUAAGGAGGAACAGCAAAGGUUUCUGGAAGACGCUUUAUAUGAGGCCAUGGAGCUCAGUAAAGACUAUAUAGAAGAUAUCCAGAAGGAGAGGGAGCUUAGGCAGAUGAUGGAGCAAGAAAUACAACUCAUGGGGGAAAAAGAAGCAUACUGGGCCACUAAAAGCUUGGAAAAAGAUCAGCGCACCCAGAUCUCUCAUAUGAAGGAGGAAAUAAUGAACAUGAAGGACCAACUCUUUGAAGCAGGUCAUAAUUUCAGGUGUCUGACAAAGGAGAAGGAGAGGCAAAGCCAGAUCUUCUCUGAAAAGGUGAGCUCCGCUGAAGAGCUCAAGAAAAUAAUUAGAGACCUGGAGCUGCGCAUAGAAGAGAUCCAGGCAGAAUUGAUCAGGGUGGAACUGGAGGGUGAAGUAGCUGAUGGUGAGAUGCAGGGCAGCAGUCAAAUGAUUGAAAUCAACCAACUUAAGAAUAAAUUAGAGGAGGAUAAAGACAUGUUCUCGAAGAUUGCUGCUGAAAUGGCAGCGGACGACAAGAAGUACAAGAAGAUCCUUUCUGACCUGAAGCGGAAGGUCAAAGCUAAGGCCAAACACGUAGAGAUCCAGAGGCAGAGGCUCAAGAGUAACAAUAUCCUGCUGGAAAGGUGGAGGGGUGAUGUCCGCAACUGCUUACCAUUCAUCCAAGAAGACCCAAAGACGCUGAAGGAGAAGUUCGUUGAGCUUCACAGGCGCUAUUGCCAUGAAGCAGAUGUUCACUACAAUAUCAACUGCAAGAUCAGCCCAGCAGACGAGGCCUUAAGAGAUCACCACAGACAGAUGGACUUCAUCAAAAGGACCCAGAAAACUCAGAAGGAAACGCACACUAGAAAGAUGCAGGCUGAGAAAAAUAGGAUCAACAGGACAGAGACAGAGUAUGACUUUCUGUCUGAGCGGCUUGAUGAUGAGAGGAUGAAGUACAGGCGUUUAAUGAAUGCCUGCAGAGAGAAGAAUAUUCAGUGUGAUUUCACACCCAAGCCACAGUACAGGCCUGUGAUCCAGCCUCAGCCCCCAGCACACCCGAGGGUUCUCCUAGAGAAGAGACGAGGACAAACCUUUGCCCUAGAGAAGAGACAAGGACAAACCUUUGCCCAGAAGAUAAAAGGACAAACCUUUGCCCUAGAGAAGAGACAAGGACAAACCUUUGCCCAGAAGAUAAAAGGACAAACCUUUGCCCUGGAGAAGAUACAAGGACAGCAGAUGUUUGUAGCGCAGAAGCCGACAAGCAGCGUCAAAUUACCACCCAUUCACCCAAGAAAAAGAAACAGAUGAUCGUCUAGGAGGUGUCUAAUGCUUGGAUGUCAUCUAGUACAGGGGCGUGUACAAGCUGAAGUCUGAAAAUAAAUAAAAAUAAAUAAAUAAUAAAUUCAAGAAGCUUUGUCAUUUCAACCACAUAUAGCUGAUGCAGUACAUAGUGAAAUGAAACAACGUUUCUCCAGGACCUGGUGCUACAUAAACAUACAACAACAAGUUCAGCACAAAACAACACCACAGAGCUAGGACAGAAGAUUGUCUUAGCCACGUAAAGUGCACAGUGUGCAGCUAGGUGCAAACAGAGCAUAGA